This is a messenger RNA of Puntigrus tetrazona (Sumatra barb), 3906 nucleotides long. RefSeq names its product protein NLRC3-like. Gene Ontology annotation, molecular function: protein binding. Bases 244 to 3096 code for a protein of 950 amino acids. The transcript has 8 exons. The record is from RefSeq and is a predicted model, not a curated record. Lineage: Eukaryota; Metazoa; Chordata; Actinopteri; Cypriniformes; Cyprinidae.
CAAGCUGCCAGGGAGACAUUUCUGUAGAUUGUAACAUUCAUUUUUAUACUUGAUUAUAAGAUUUUUUUCUCAAUUUUGAAAAACUAAUCAUUCUUUUUAUUUGCUUAUGUGGGAAGAUAAACAAAAAUAAUGGGAAGGCUUGGGAACUUGUUUAGUAAAAGAACGGGAAGUCUUCAGCUGUGGAGCUGAAAGGCAUUUCCUUAUUCAUAGUCAGUGUUGGAGAUCAAACUGUUCAGAUCCAUCAUGAAUGAAACACAAACAUCUGGAGAUGAAGAGUAUUUUCCAGACUGCAGGUCAGUUCAUCAGAAGAGAUCAGAAGUAGAGCUCAGCUGUGUGUCUAUAAAGAGCGACUGCUCUAUGGAUCCGCCAAUGAAGUUUAAGAGUGAAGAUAUACAGCCUGGACUCAGUUCAAUUCAUCAGAAGAGAUCAGAAGCAGAGUCCAGCUGUGUGUCUACGAAGAGAGAGACAUCAGUGAUUCAGUCUUUAGAAUUUAAGAGAAGAGUCCUCAACACACUUAGAUCAAAUCUGCUGAAGAAGUUUGAGUGUCUGUGUGAGGGAACAGCAACACAGAGAAACCCAACACUGCUGAAUGAGAUCUACACAGAGCUCUACAUCACAGAGAGUGAGAGAGGAGAGAUCAAUAAUGAGCAUGAGGUGAGACAGAUUGAGACACAAUCCAGGAGAGAAGCAACAGAGGACACAGCCAUCAAAUGCAGUGACAUCUUCAGACCUUUACCUGGACAAGACAAAGACAUCAGAACUGUGCUGACAAAGGGAGUCGCUGGCAUUGGAAAAACAGUCUCUGUGCAGAAGUUCAUCCUGGACUGGGCCGAAGAGAAAGAGAAUCAGGAUGUCCAGCUCAUAUUUCCACUUCCUUUCAAAGAAAUCAACUUUAUGAAGAGCAGAACACUCAGUCUUUCAGAUCUUCUUCACAUCUUUUUCCCUGAAAUAAAAGAAAUGAAAAUAUCCAGUGAUGAAUACAAAGUGUUGUUCAUCUUUGAUGGUCUGGACGAGUGUCGUCUGUCUCUGGACUUUAAGAGUAAAGUGAAACUGUGUAAUAUAUCUGAGUCAGCCUCAGUGGAUGUGCUGCUGAUGAACCUGAUUGUGGGGAAUCUGCUUCCCUCUGCUCUCAUCUGGAUCACCUCCAGACCAGCAGCAGCUGAUCUUGUCCCCUCUGAGUGCGUUCAUCGAGUGACAGAGAUACGAGGCUUCAAUGAGCCACAGAAGGAGGAAUACUUCAGGAAGAGGAUCAGUGAUCAGAGUCUGGCCGACAGGAUCAUCUCACACCUGAAGUCUUCCAGGAGCCUCUUCAUCAUGUGUCACAUCCCAGUCUUCUGCUGGAUCUCAGCCACUGUUCUUGAGAAGAUCUUGAGUCAAGCAGAGACUGGAGAAAUUCCCAAUACUCUCACUCAAAUGUACACACACUUCCUGAUCCUUCAGACCAACAUCAAACAUGAGAAGGACUAUGAGAAGAAUGUGACUGAUAAAGACAUGAUCCUCAAACUGGGGAAACUGGCUUUUCAGCAGCUUGUGAAAGGAAACUUGAUUUUCUAUGAUAAAGACCUGAAAGAGUGUGGCAUUGAUGUGACAGAAGCAUCAAUUUAUUCAGGACUGUGCACUCAAAUCUUUAGAGAGGAGCUGGGUUUGUUUAGGGGGAAGGUCUUCUGCUUCGUUCAUCUGUCCCUUCAGGAACAUCUAGCAGCUCUAUAUGUGUACCUCUCAUUUACAAUCAAGAAUAGAAAUGUGUUUGACCAAACCAAACAGAGUCUGUUGUCUAAGAUGUUUCACCAGAAGAAAUCUAAUUCACUAUCUGAGCUGCAUCAGAUAGCUGUAAACGAGGCUCUACAAAGUAAGAAUGGCCAUCUGGAUCUUUUCUUGAGGUUUCUUCUGGGUCUCUCAGUGGAGUCCAAUCAAACUCUCUUAAGAAAACUACUGAUCCAGACAGGAAGCUGUCCCUACAACAAAGAGAAAACAGCUUAUUUCAUCAGACAGAAGAUCACUGAGAAUCACUCUUCAGAGAAAUCCAUCAAUCUGUUUCACUGUCUGAAUGAACUGGGUGAUGAUUCACUGAUGCAGGAGAUCCAAGGUUAUUUGAAAUCUGGAGAAAUAAGAAAAACCACACUAUACACUUCUCAGUGGUCAGCUUUGGUUUAUGUGUUGUUGACAUCAGAGCAGAAGAUGGAUGUUUUUGAUUUAAAAGAGUUUAUAGGAGAACAACAUACAGGAGAUGAAGUUCUUCAGUAUCUGUUACCUGUGGUUAAAGAAUCCAGAUCAGUUCGGCUAUGUGGAUGCAAACUCACUGCUCAGUCUUGUGGAGAGAAAGGCUGUGGUUAUGUGUCUUCAGCUCUGACUUCAAACCCCUCACACCUGAGAGAGCUGGAUCUAAGCUACAAUCAUCCUGGAGAUUCAGGAGUCAAGCUGCUCUCUGAAAAACUGGAGGACUCAGCCUGCUCAUUGGACAAGCUGAAUGUGGAUCAUGGAGGAGAAUUCAGGAUUUCACCAGGAAUGAAGAAAUAUGGUUGUUUUCUCACACUGGAUGCAAACACAGCACACACUCGUCUCGGUCUGUCUGAGGAGAACAGAAAGGUGUCACGUGUGGAAGAGUAUCAGUCGUAUCCUGAUCAUCCAGACAGAUUUGAUCAUUGGGAGCAGGUGUUGUGUAGAGAGAGUGUGUGUGGACGCUGUUACUGGGAGAUCGAGUGGACUGGAGAUGUGCGUAUUUCAGCAUCAUAUAAGAACAUCAGCAGGAAGGGACGAGGUAAAGAGUGUGUGUUUGGAUCUGACGAUCAGUCCUGGAGUUUGUCCUGCUCUUCUGACAGAUACUCAUUCAGACACAAUAACAUAGAGACUGAUCUCUCUGUGAAGCCAAUCAGCAUCAGAGGAACAGAUUGGUAUGAUUUGGCAGGACUGUUUGAUGAUUAUGUUCAAUAUAUCAAUAGAGUAGGAGUGUUUGUGGAUGAGAGCGCAGGAACUCUGUCCUUUUACAAAGUCUACAGAGGUUCAAUGAGACUCAUCCACACAGUCCAGACCACAUUCACUCAGACCCUCUAUCCUGGGUUUACUGUUUGGUCUGGAUCCGUGAAACUGUGUUGCUGAAUCAGAAGAGACUGAUGAGAUUCUACCCAUAAUGCUUUGAUCUGCAUGAUGAAUCAGUAACAUUGAGAUGUUAUGAGUCUCUUCCAGACAUUAAUACUGCAGCUCAACUUCUGUCACUGAAAUAAGUAAAGAAAUGUGUCAUAAACACUCAAAUCAAUUUUGUUUUCAUGUCUCCUCAAACAUUUACUUUAUUUCUGUUCAAAUAUAAAAAUGUCACAAACAUGAGUGAAGAAAAUGCAAUUAAUUUAGGUGUUGUUUUUGAGAAGAAAUAAUAAAACAAUGACAGAUCAACUUGAGAUCAGACUUUAAUUGAUGUUUCAUCAUUCAUCAUGAAUAUAAUCGAUUCCUGACAAUGACAUUCUAAAAAUGUGAUAUUAAUCAGAAUUUAAUAAAAUAUAUUUUGUAACGACGCUAAACCCAUAUUGAUUGAUUAUAUUUCAAUAAAUGAAAACUGUAAGAAUAUAUUUGAAAAAUAUUAUUUUUUGACAGCAGAAUAUCAUCAUCAUUGAUCUUUUGCUACAACACAAUACAAUACUCCUACUUUGUGGAUUUCAUGUAAGUGUGUUUUCCACCACUAAUUAAAGAAAAAAUAAAUGAAUAGCAACUUUUACCUCACAAUUCUGUCUUUAUUUUCUCAGAAUUAACCCAACUUUCACGAACGUGUAUACACCAGAUAACACAGAUAAAUGCAUUUUUAUCAAAGUACUGCGUUUUCAAGCAAAAUACAUUCAGAUAUCAUGUUCUUUUAUUUGAAAAUUAUUACAUGACUAAUUCAAAUUGCAUUCAGUAACCAGAACAAACAGACACACU